AAUUUCGGAAUGAUCGGGCUGACUAGAUUCCACCCCAACUGCUCCACAGACAUGUACUAUUGCGAUUCUGAAUACCUCUCACCACAUCAAUUCGUGCCUGGUCAGAGGAGUAUCCUCCAAUACGUGACCUAAUGGCGUCGCAGGAACAUCCCUCAUCUAGUCCUGCGGCCAUGUCCCUGUUGCCGUUGCCGCCUGCUCAGGUAGCGUCGCCGCUUCCGCCGCCGCUCUUCAACGAGCCCUUCACCGUGCCAGCAGCGCGCACCUCCCGCUUCGCGGCGCCCGUGGACCGCGUGGUGGGCGAGGCGGAGCUGCUCCGCCAAAUGCGCUCCUUGCUCGGCCCCUUCGCGUCCACGUCGCGUCUCUUGAACCACCUGCGUGCCGUGCGCGGUAAGGUCCACUGGGCCGUCAACCGCUACCUGCGCGAAGAGCUCAUGUCCGGCUCCGCCUGCCCGGAUUUCUCUCCGCGGCCCUUACCGCGAGAUCCAUACCAGGCGGCUUCUUCGCCGGGGAUCUCCGCACGCGCAGGUGGAGCGGGUGCAGGAGAUCCGCCAGGCGUAUCAGCAGAUGCGGAAUUCGCGGCAGGGGAAAGGGUAGAAGGUUCUUCUACUGCAGCCGUAGUGGGUGGGUUUGGCGGUGGGACACCGUUAGCGGGCUCACCGUGCGCGGACCGGUCAACCUGGGCAACCUUAGACGCGCCAACUAGGGUUCGGGCCGUGCUGCCGGUUACCGCCGCGCAUGACGCCGCAUCUCCCGGCGACGCAGAGUCUGCGAGGCAAGGAACCGUAGCAGCAGCAGCAGCCGUGACAGCGCGUGAAGCGGUGUCUCUGGGAGCGGACAGUAGAGACCUGUCAUGUUCCGCCGCCUCUCCUCCCUCGUCCGCUGGCGCGAGUAGCCUUGCGCGGCCGUGCGCAUGCAUUCUGUCGUCGCUUUCCGCCUAUGGUACCACCGUCGUCGCUGGCGUUUCCGAUCCCGGAAUGACGGGCUGCGGGGAGGAGUCAGCCGCAGGGCGGAAAAUAGCCGCAGAGGAGGGAGAGGAGGCGCGGGGAAGUGGGCUGGGUGCAGGUUCUACUGCUUUGAUCGUCAAGUCUGUGUCGCAGGUGUCGCCUGGUAUUUUAUCGCCAGUGUCGCCUGGUACGUUGGCGAAAGGAGGGGCGACGGUGCUAGAAAGUGCGGAUCGGCUGGGAGCCGUGGGCGGCAGGCAGCAGGCGCUAGCGCUGAUGCCGCAGCUACAGGAGCAGGCGGACGAAGGGGGUUCGGACGCGGGGGAGAAGGGCCGCCAGGGUGCAGCGGAGCGGGAUGGGGAAGGGCAUGCGGAAGGCAAGGCGUUGGGGCAGAGCGAGGGGGGCGGCAUGGGGGCGGUGGAGUGGGAGGCGAUGCCUGAGGGGAUUCUGGAGUCGGUGUUCGCACGCCUGGCGUUUGAAGAUCUGGCCGCCGUACUGCUGACGUGCUCCGCGUGGCAGGCAGUGGCGCGCAAUGACUGCCUGUGGAAACAGCUGUUCCUGCUGCGAUGGGGACACUCCGCCACUCAAGCUGUUGUCCAGCAGCGGCAGCAGCAACAGCAACAGGAGCAGGAGCAGGAGCAGGGGCAGGAGCAGCAGGAGCAGGAGCAGGGGCAGGAGCAGCAGGAGCAAGCGCAGGAUCAAGAGCAGGAGCAGGAGCUGGAGGAGCCGCAGCAGCAGGAAAUGCAGGAGGGGGAACAGAAAGAGUGCACGCGUGUUAGUGGAAGCGGAAGGGCGGUGGAACCGCAGAGGAGGGUUGAGGCGGUGCGUGAGGGAGAGGCAGAUCCAGCAAGUGGGGGUGGCAGCGGCGGUGGAGAGACCACAGCUCGUCCAUUGCAGGCAGACCAGCAGCAGCAGCAGCCAUCAGCGGCUGCAGCUCCACUUUCAUGGCAUGAGGCGUUUCGGCAGCGGCUGGAGAGUGAGCGGGCAGCGCAGUGCCCCCAGUGCCGGCGGUCACGCUUCGUCCCCAUCGUGUACGGCUUCCCAUCCGCUCCCCUGGUAGCCGGCAUGCGCAUGGCGCAGUGCGUGCUGGGAGGGGACCACCUGACAGACUACCCUGGGUACAACCCGCUGUGGGUGUGUGUGGGGUGCACGACGAGGUGGAGGAAGUACCCCUAUGCUGCUGACUCGGAAGGGCCCUACUUCCCACCAUCACUCUCGUCCUCAUCUGCCUCGUCCGCGGGCCAUGAGAUUGACGACUUCGAUGUCUGAUUUGGGACAUGGUCGAAGGUUGCGAGAGGGGGGAGGAGAUGGGGGGAUCGAGGGGAAAUGGAGGAUUGAGGGGACCUCCAUGGGAUGAUGGAGCAUGAAUGUGGCUUGAAUGUGGGGACGUGGGGGAAGGGGAUGAAUGAGUGAUUGGUGUGGAUUGUACGGGAAGGGUAUCUUAUGUGCUUGGUUUGCACUGAGCAUGCACGAGUCGGCCCUUGUUCCUUGUGCACUAGAAUGCACGAGCAUGGCAUGGAGACAAAUUUCAGAUUACACAGCAUGGAAUAGGCAUGCCUUCGAAGGAAAGCGACAAUCUUUCAAAACUUG
Closterium sp. NIES-67 is the source of this 2531-nucleotide messenger RNA. The record is from the annotation of a GenBank genome assembly. Lineage: Eukaryota; Viridiplantae; Streptophyta; Zygnematophyceae; Desmidiales; Closteriaceae.